Molecule: messenger RNA, 723 nt
Organism: Neoarthrinium moseri
Lineage: Eukaryota; Fungi; Ascomycota; Sordariomycetes; Amphisphaeriales; Apiosporaceae
Exons: 1
Coding region: 1-723 (240 amino acids)
Source: RefSeq, a predicted model, not a curated record
AUGAGUAAUGAUCGUACUGAGAGACUGACGCAGCACGGGCAAAGAAGCUCACUGCUUAACCCCCGAGCUCCUCAGUUCUCUCACCACCCGUCCGGUAUCCUUGAUUAUCAGGGCUUCCCCAGCAACUAUCUUUUCGACACCGCUUCUGGAAGCCGCUCCGUUUCAGAUAGCAUUCUUCAGAAGAAUCACAAGAAGAACACAGGACAUAUUCCCUCGCGAAGCAUUUCGGUUGAUUUUCCAUCCCAGGAACUGAAGAUCAAGCUGCCCAAUUCAGCGGCAAACCCCAAGGGUAGCUGCAAAUACAUGGACUACCUGUCUGCAAACAACGUGCAAGCUUGGCAUCCUCACCGCAUCAGAGACAGGGACCUUACUGGUGUAGUCCCGACCUGUAAAGAGCACCAACACUUCGUAGCAGGCUCCGGAGACUCUAUCUGCCAGCAAAGUAAGAUUUACUACCGCCGCACUUUCACGCCUCUUGAGACAUCGGGACGGGGAACUAACAGCACUCCAGGCAACAGCUCCUUGGCCAUCGGUUAUGAGAACCGACGACCUAAUAUCCACAGCAGGGCGGCCUCACGAUCCAGCAGUCAGAAGCUGCAGUUCGAAAGUCAGGAAGCGGGUCGCAUAGCCGCCCACAGGGCAGCCUUUGACGAUGCCAGGGUCUUUGAGGACGAUAGCGAGUUCUAUCCUGGUAAGGUCAUUGACGAAUACGGCGAAGCCUAG